Molecule: messenger RNA, 2191 nt
Organism: Ailuropoda melanoleuca (giant panda)
Lineage: Eukaryota; Metazoa; Chordata; Mammalia; Carnivora; Ursidae
Gene: ANGPT2
Product: angiopoietin 2
Exons: 9
Coding region: 493-1980 (495 amino acids)
Biological process (GO): blood coagulation
Source: RefSeq, a predicted model, not a curated record
GCAGCAUAUAGCCCUGGUUGAACAGCACACACCAUGCUCAGAUUUUUCCUGUUGCCUGGCUAGUGACCCCCCUACAGGAAGAUAACAGACACGCCAGGAGGGCGGAGCGGCUUGCUACACAUGUCUGGCUGCUCUUAUCAACUUAUCAUAUAAGGAAAGGAAAGUGAUUGAUUCGGAUCCUGACACCGAGGAAUCUGGGGGAAGAGAAACAAAGCAGCAUUAACGCUGGUCUGUAAAGAGAAUACAGCCCUCAGGAGUGAGCAGGGUUAUUCUUCCUACUGCCAUCUGACAGUUCACUGCAGGACAGACCCACCGGAGGGAAGACAGCAUUAACGAUCAAGUUCCUGCGGGAAAAGGAGGGAAGAGACUCCCACUGAUGGUCCUUAAACCAUGGCCGCAGAGCCCCGCAUCUGAGAGGGCAGCGUAGGACUGGGAUUCCCAUGUGCCUUCGAGUUUGCUAAGCUGCUGGUUUAUUACCAAAAGAAAGAAAGAAUGUGGCAGAUUGUUUUCUUUACUUUGAGCUGUGAUCUUGUCCUAGCCGCAGCCUAUAACAACUUUCGGAAAAGCAUGGACAGCAUCGGGAGAAGGCAGUAUCAGGUUCAGCAGGGAGCCUGCAGCUACACUUUCCUUCUGCCGGAGACAGACAACUGUCGCUCCUCUAGCUCCUAUGUGCCCAAUGCCGUGCAGAGGGACGCACCACUAGAUUACGAUGACUCGGUGCAGAGGCUGCAAGUGCUGGAGAACAUCAUGGAAAACAACACUCAGUGGCUAAUGAAGCUCGAGAAUUACAUCCAGGACAACAUGAAGAGAGAAAUGGUAGAGCUGCAACAGAACGCAGUACAGAACCAGACUGCGGUGAUGAUAGAGAUAGGGACAAACCUGCUCAAUCAAACAGCAGCGCAGACACGGAAGUUGACAGACGUUGAAGCACAAGUAUUAAAUCAGACAACAAGACUUGAACUUCAGCUUCUGGAACAUUCCCUUUCCACCAACAAAUUGGAAAAACAGAUUUUGGAUCAGACCAGUGAAAUUAACAAAUUGCAAGAUAAGAACAGUUUCCUGGAAAAGAAAGUACUAGACAUGGAAGACAAGCAUAUAGUUCAACUACGGUCAAUAAAAGAAGAGAAAGAUCAGCUCCAGGUGUUAGUAUCCAAGCAAAAUUCCAUCAUUGAAGAACUAGAAAAACAACUGGUGACCGCCACAGUGAAUAAUUCGGUUCUCCAAAAGCAGCAACAUGAUCUGAUGGAGACAGUUCAUAAUUUAUUGACCCUGAUAUCAACGUCAAACUCAGCCAAGUACUCCUUUGAUGUUAAGGAAGAGAAAGUCAUUUUCAGAGACUGUGCGGAAGUAUUCAAGUCAGGACGGACGACCAACGGCAUCUACACGCUCACAUUCCCUAAUUCCACAGAGGAGAUCAAGGCAUACUGCGACAUGGAAACCUCUGGAGGCGGGUGGACGGUCAUUCAGCGGCGUGAAGAUGGCAGUGUUGAUUUUCAGAAGACUUGGCAAGAAUAUAAACUGGGAUUUGGGAAGCCUUCCGGCGAACACUGGCUGGGAAAUGAAUUUGUUUUCCAAGUGACCAAUCAACAGCCCUACAUGCUUAAAAUACACCUUAAAGACUGGGAGGGGAACGAGGCGUACUCACUGUAUGAACAUUUCUAUCUCUCCGGUGAAGAACUCAAUUACAGGAUUCACCUUAACGGACUUACAGGGACGGCCGGCAAAAUAAGCAGCAUAAGCCAACCAGGAAAUGAUUUUACCACAAAGGAUGUAGACAACGACAAAUGUAUUUGCAAAUGUUCACAAAUGCUCUCAGGAGGCUGGUGGUUUGAUGCGUGCGGUCCCUCCAACCUGAACGGAAUGUACUACCCACAGAAGCAGAACACAAACAAGUUCAACGGCAUUAAGUGGUACUACUGGAAAGGCUCAGGCUACUCGCUCAAGGCCACGACCAUGAUGAUCCGACCAGCAGAUUUCUAGAUGCCCGCACACACCUGAGGAGUGACGGCCGCUGGUGCCAUUUUCAGAGACCUGCUCCGGAAGCUCUGAAAGACAAGGCUGCACACUGAGUCCUCUUCCACCUCAGAUAGGCAGCACGCGCUCGGGUGCCACAGGGAUCCACGUGCCCCACUUAGACCCCGUGAACCUCCUCGCUCAGACCUGCAUCCCUCCUGCACCAACACACAGCCCC